UUUUUAAGAGAAUACCUAACAAAUACUCGAUCGUUUUGGAUAAUACUGUAACUUCUCUUUUUACUCCAUGCUUUAUGUCACAGCAUGACCUGGUUGAAAUGUAUAUAAAAUACACGAGAAGCGUAAUUCUGCUGUUUCGUGCAAAGCAAGGUCCUGCUAAAGUGAUAUGCUACGCUAAUCCGAAACAAUUAACGCGCAUAGGUCACUCCACGUAUUCGCUGCACCUUUAAGAAAUCAACAGUGAAGGAGGUUACCGAGAACAAUUAAUGCGAUAGAGGCGAUCAUUGGAAACACUAAAUGAUCAAUUACAAAAUAUAUUAUAAAGCGGUGUUAAGCCCACAUCCUAUCUUCGCUAUAUUCAUCAGUCCUUCUAGUUAUUACUUGUGUCAGUGGAUAAUUAAUCUCUAUGAGCAACACUUUCAUCCUUUGAAGGAUAACGGACCAAAGCUUGGAAUCGGAAAAACACUCAAAUGGGUUGCUUCCAAUCCGUGUAACAUGAUGAUGGCCGCGAAGAAGUUAGGGAAGAGAGAUUGGAAGUGGCCGCAGCCAAAUGGAUGUGUGUCCAAUCGACAGACAUUGCCAGUAAUGACAUUCAAAAUGCACCGGAUCUCAAUCAUGCGAGGAGGAAGCUGUUUAAGCCGUGAAAUAUUGCUCAACUCUUAUUCGAGUGGACCGCACUUGAAUUCGAUAUCGGAUAAGUUAUUAAUGGAAUCUAUAGGAAAACGUUUAGUCAUCUCAACUUUUGAGUUAUUGUCAUCGUAUCCAGCCCAUAGGUAUUCCUGCGAAGUUUUCACUUGUUAUUCAAAUUUCUACGGUUUUCACUAUACCACUGGUAGACGGUACAACGUAUAA
This is a messenger RNA of Glossina fuscipes, 852 nucleotides long. RefSeq lists its product as uncharacterized. The record is from RefSeq and is a predicted model, not a curated record. The transcript has 4 exons. Lineage: Eukaryota; Metazoa; Arthropoda; Insecta; Diptera; Glossinidae. Bases 298 to 852 code for a protein of 184 amino acids.